UGGACAAAAUCGGCGUUCGUGGAGCGGGAAACUUCCAAUCUUCUUUGCCGCCGAAACCAAUUCCCAACCUUUUUGCAGUCUGAUAAAAAACAACAAACCAGCAGCGCCAUAACAAAGAAAUAGGAAAGGAAACGAAGAAUGCAGAUUCGAGUGAAGUGCAAUUGUGGUGAAGGAAAUUGCCCAGAAUGGGCAAUCGUAGAAUUGCAAGGCACAGUAGAAGCUCAACCCGCCGUCCAAGACCGCCUCCAAAACCUCCAGAUCGGCCUCCUCUGCCGCCCUUCUUCUCAGGAGGUGUAUACUCUUACGGUUGGGUAUCAUGAAUUGACAGGGUCGAAAGUGCCCUUGAAGAAGCCAUUGUUGGUGCUGAAGAAAACUAAACACUCCGAGUCCGACAACCAGAUCGGUGACGCUAGCUCUUCGUCUAGGGUUGAAUUGCACGUUAUUGGGAUCAUUCGGCAUCGGAUCUUGUUCAAGACCAGGCCUAAGGCCUUAAUUUCCAAAUCAGAACCAGCAGUGAAGGAAAGAUCCCGCACGCCAGGUUCUGUCGCCUCAAACUGAACAGCAUGAAAUCCACGUCGAAUUGGAAAAUUCAGGUGUUAAAAGAGUCUUGUAUUUGGUCAACAAAACAUCAUCAGACAGUCUGAUCUUUGUUUCCUUUUGAAUGAAAUUAGGUAAGAUAACCGGGAUCUUGGCUGACAAUCUUAGUUUGUACCAGAAGAACAAUCUUUGUUUCUAUUUCAGUAGUGAGGGUGGCAAACACGAAUUAGGGUGGCUCAUAAAUGGAUUGGAUAUAUAACUAGUUAUUAACCAUUUAUUAUGCAUUUAAUGAAGUAAA
Messenger RNA from Corylus avellana, 835 nucleotides. RefSeq names its product chromosome transmission fidelity-like protein. NCBI's taxonomy places the organism in Eukaryota, Viridiplantae, Streptophyta, Magnoliopsida, Fagales, Betulaceae. Gene Ontology annotation, cellular component: Ctf18 RFC-like complex. Gene Ontology annotation, biological process: mitotic sister chromatid cohesion. The record is from RefSeq and is a predicted model, not a curated record.